Ochlerotatus camptorhynchus is the source of this 1618-nucleotide messenger RNA. RefSeq lists its product as uncharacterized. NCBI's taxonomy places the organism in Eukaryota, Metazoa, Arthropoda, Insecta, Diptera, Culicidae. The coding region runs from base 552 to 1193 and encodes 213 amino acids. The transcript is spliced from 4 exons. The record is from RefSeq and is a predicted model, not a curated record.
GGCGUUUUCUCUCCAUUUUCGUUACAGCCAAAACUCCCUCGCAGCGCACUUAAAGUGAUCGUGUGAUGUCGUCGUACCGUCGAUGAUGCCGAUGAUAAUGAUCGUUACCGGUCAUCGGUGGAAGUGAAUCAAAUCGACCAACGUCCAAUGUCAGCCCGCCAGUACUAACUAGACAGACCCCGAAGUUGUUACUCAUCGAACCGAUCGAGGGAGGAACCACAGGCGAAAGUUCAUAUCCGCAUCUAUCGAGUGAAAGAUUGGAGGUCUCCGCUCUCCGGUUGAUGAUUUUUGGAGUUUUCGCUGCCGUGCCAGGUGAAAUAGAGUGCGAAAACACAAUCGGAUGGUACCGAAGUUUUCUGUUUAGCGGUGCGAUAUAGUGUUGAAAGGUGAAGUGUUUUCAAGAUAGUUAGAUUCAGAUAGCUUAAAACUGUGAAAGCACGUCUGGAUAGGUAAAAAAAAACCAACGCUGACGACCUUUUUAAAGUGAUUGUUUGAGUGAUGAGUAUUGGGAAUUUAUAAGAAGAAAACCCUGGGAGAAUUUCAAAUCAAGCAUGUCUGCCACAACCGCCAACAUGAGUGCUACCAACAAUAACAACAGCAUUGCGACGAACAACAAUGAAACGCAGUUGCCGGAGGUGCAAGUUACCUUUAAGGAUCUUCCUAUUACGUUUAAGGUCAAAUAUUUGGGCAGUCAGUACGCGAGAGGCUUGUGGGGAAUUAAGCACACCAGGCGACCCGUAGAUCAUCUAGUCAGCGCAGCCAAAGCUCUUCCGCAAAACAAACUUCUUCCGUACUGCAACUUGACGGUGUCCCUCGAAGGUGUCCGAAUGGAAACGAUCACCUCCAAGCAGAGUUUGUUGACCAACUUUACGAUCGACACGAUAUCCUACGGAGUUCAGGACCUCGUCUACACCAGGGUGUUUGCGAUGAUCGUGGUCAAGGAAAACUACAACCUCAAGGAUCAGAAUCCCUUCGAGGUGCAUGCUUUCGUUUGUGAUAGUCGAGCAAUGGCCCGCAGGUUGACAUUCGCCCUAGCGGCGUCCUUCCAGGAGUACUCCAAGCGGGUGAAGGAAGCAGAGGAGCAGAACAUGGGCAACUCGAAUGGGAAGCCUCUGCGGAGAAAGUUUGCCAUCGACCUGCGGACGCCGGAGGAAAUUCAGCAGGACAUCACCGAGCAAGAGACGGAAGCGUGAUUUCACUUAAGUUUCACAUUUUCUUUUGGUUAUAAUCUUCGUUGAACGAACGUGAAAUCAGAUAAAGUAACAGUGUUGCGACUAGUCGUUUUUUUUUUUACUAUUUACGCAUGUUAACAUAUUGACCAUAAGAUGAAUAAGAGGACCAGAACUACUGACCCUGUUGGGGUCAACAGGAUACACAUACCAAAAUCAAGUUUUACCUUUCAGCAGCAAAGAUAGAUUUAAGUGAAGAUGAAGAUGCUACAUAUUUGAUUGUUAGUAUGUUAGAGAACUAAUGAGAAGAUGCUAUAUUUUAAUUGGGAACAUUACAAAACAAAUUGAGAGAAAUUUAUAUUCAAAGUGAUAAACUGGAUGUGUGACACGAAUGGAAUUGCACUACAAAUCUGUGAGUACUGUACUAUAUAUUUUAUGAGAGAUGCCAA